Molecule: messenger RNA, 303 nt
Organism: Arabis nemorensis
Lineage: Eukaryota; Viridiplantae; Streptophyta; Magnoliopsida; Brassicales; Brassicaceae
Source: the annotation of a GenBank genome assembly
AUGGCUUUAUUUGGGAAAUUGGUUGCGGCUGAUCAAGGGGAGAAACGAUCCAAACCAUUGCAGCUUCCUCCGAUCAAUAACGCACAAGUCUUUGAUGAGAGAAUGUUGGUGGGAAGAGUACUCAAUCCUGAGAUCCAGGAGAGUCUUGUGAAGGCUCUGGUUGCUUUCUUAUCGUCUAUGUGGAAGUGUGAGGGUCGUGUGCACGGGAUAGAGAUGGAAAGAGGAAGGUUCCACUUCCGGUGUGAGGAGGAAUGUGUCCUUCAAUCGGUUCUUGAUAAUAGGCCAUACCCCUUUGAUGGAUGA